AUGCCGCGUGUCGAACUGACAGAAGAAGAAAGACUGAACAUCCAAAAAAAGGAUUUACUCUUCAAAAGGUUUGUUGAGCCCGGAAGGUUAUGCCUGAUUGAAUAUGGCCCAUAUGCAGGAAAGCUAUGUUUCGUUGUGGAUAUAGUGACACUGACCCGAGUUAUCGUUGAUGGAGCCUUUGUGACAGGCGUGCCAAGGAUGAUCAUACCCCUGAAGAGGUUGAAACUACUGAAGGAAAGAAUAAAAAUAAAUAAAAACUGCAAAAGUGGAUUUUUGAGAAAGACAAUUAAAAGCACGAAAAUCCUGGAAGAGUUUAAGAAAUCCAACUUGGGGAAAAAAAUGAUAUUUAAGAAGAAGAGAGAUAUGGCAACUGAUUAUGAGCGAUUUCAGAUAUACCAUGCCAAGAGAGAAUUAAAAAAAAAAAUGAACGUAUUAAAAAGCAAAAAAGAUAGUAUGAACAAAAAGGAUAAUAAGGGUGACAAGAAAAAGAAGGCCAAGAAGGUUAAGAAAGUAGCCGCGAAGAAAUAA
Plasmodium gonderi is the source of this 528-nucleotide messenger RNA. RefSeq names its product 60S ribosomal protein L14. Gene Ontology annotation, cellular component: ribosome; cytosolic large ribosomal subunit. Gene Ontology annotation, biological process: ribosomal large subunit biogenesis; translation. Lineage: Eukaryota; Apicomplexa; Aconoidasida; Haemosporida; Plasmodiidae. Gene Ontology annotation, molecular function: RNA binding; structural constituent of ribosome. Bases 1 to 528 code for a protein of 175 amino acids. The record is from RefSeq and is a predicted model, not a curated record. The transcript is spliced from 3 exons.